This is a messenger RNA of Alternaria alternata, 996 nucleotides long. RefSeq lists its product as hypothetical. The transcript has a single exon. The record is from RefSeq and is a predicted model, not a curated record. NCBI's taxonomy places the organism in Eukaryota, Fungi, Ascomycota, Dothideomycetes, Pleosporales, Pleosporaceae. The coding region runs from base 161 to 793 and encodes 210 amino acids.
CUGCCUAUCUAUUUCUUCGAGUGUGAGAUUCAGAGCAGGAUGAGGGUGAGGGUGAGGGUGCAGGGAAGGCGCGUUUACUAGCGCUAUCUCCGUGUGAGCCAAUCAGGCGCUGCAGGGGUCUUGCCCCAAGUUGGAUUUACAACCUGGGAGCCAGCUUUUGAUGCCCUCUCAAUACCUUUGGGCUGCGUGCCAUCGCACCUCUCUCAAACAAGGUCCCUCCCCGCGACAACAUUCACCGUUGCCCCUAUCUUCUGCUUCUUCCUGCAGAGACUCACCACCGACGGCAUUGCCAAAGCCUUGUCUACCAGGCCCCUCCAGAUCACCGGGCGUUCCAAGGCGGCAAGCCGUGUUCGGGAAGCCAUCUAAUUUCUCAGGUGCUCGUCCGCCCUCCCCACCCAAGCCCAUUCACUGUUGUGUUUGUCCACAACGGCCCCUGCGCGAAUCAGCGCUGGUUUUUAUUUUUCCCCCCAGCUGCACCUCGAACCAGCGUGCGCCUCGGGUCGUCUUUUUUUCCUGGCCAGUAUCUGCAUCCCGGGCCUCCGCUGCAGUCGCUGCAGUCGCUGCUGCACCUCUCUUUGGCUCACAUCUAGAACACGCCGCUUGGCCUCAAGCUCUGUGCUACGGCCGGCCGCCCGUCGACUGCUCUCCUUGCGCCGCUGCAUAUUCUUCUGCCCGUCCGCCAGCCCAAAUCUUCCUGUAUGUCGAGUCCAAUCCCCCACCGCCAAGACUUUCUUCGCCAGCACCGUCGACUGUGACUAUCUGUCCCGUCACUCUCCUGUGUCUUCUUUACUGACUGGCUCAGUCCCUAGGUCGCCGCGUCCCCCAGCGGAGGUACCUUGCCUACUCGUAGCUCACGGCCCUCGUACCGCGCCUUCCCUCUCGGACAACAUCGUCUUUUGCUACGACAGCCGCGGCGCCCUAUAUGCAGUCGUUGUCUGCGGCUCUUUCAUCAUGGAUACCGAGGAUGGUCACAUCUUCAUAAGGGUGCGAUUCUCA